Messenger RNA from Oncorhynchus mykiss (rainbow trout), 4455 nucleotides. Its product is annotated as dpy-19 like C-mannosyltransferase 1. The record is from RefSeq and is a predicted model, not a curated record. Gene Ontology annotation, molecular function: mannosyltransferase activity. Lineage: Eukaryota; Metazoa; Chordata; Actinopteri; Salmoniformes; Salmonidae. Gene Ontology annotation, cellular component: nuclear inner membrane.
CAUAUCUGUGUUACCAUGGCUACUAACGCAUGCAGUCUGUAUUAACUCCAGUUGGGGGCGAACAUUUCAAAGAUUUGUGCAGUGAACACAUCAUCACUCAGGUAGCUAGCAAAAGGUGUAGACCCUGAGCGGUGGAUAGAAGGUACCCUUCUCAGUUACUUCUACAAAACGUAUUUCACAGCCGAAUAUUUACGAUUAUGAAAACAUGGUCGUAAAAACUAGAAAACAAAACGUGAAGGAUCAACCGCCGCAGCCCAACGUCGACGACAGAGACAGGAGUCCGUUUGUAUCGCCAGGCACCGGGAAAAGUAGACGAGCAGGCAAAGGCACCCCUUUCAACAGCUUGCUUCACAAUAGGAAUGGACUAUUUCCUGGGUUUUCAUUCAUCAGAAGUAAGCUUGGCCUUACACCGUCUGCUUUUGUGAAACUCGGAAUCACUCUGGUUCUUGCUGCUCUGGCUGGGUAUUUACAUUGGUACCAUCUCUCACGCCUCUUUGAAAAUGACAGACACUUCUCACAUCUGUCAGGACUAGAAAAAGAAAUGGCAUUUCGGACAGAAAUGGGUUUAUACUACUCCUACUUCAAGACCAUCAUUGAGGCCCCAACCUUUAUCAACGGCCUGUAUCUGGUCAUGAACGAUCGGCUUACAGAGUACCCACUGGUUAUAAACACACUGAAGAGGUUCAAUCUCUAUCCAGAGGUGGUCCUGGCCAGCUGGUACAGAAUCUACACAGAUAUAAUGGAAUUCUUUGGACUCCCCACCAAGAUGUGUUGGUCUAUCAAUAGAGGAGAGGGUAUGGCUCCGGUGGAUGGCUGUGAAGGUAUGGGUGACCCCGCAUACUUCUACGUGACCUUUGUGUUCCUCCUCAAUGGUCUGAUGAUGAGUCUGUUCUUCAUCUACGGGACCUACCUCAGUGGCAGUCGGCUCGGGGGUAUGGUCACGGUGCUGUGUUUCUUCUUUAACCAUGGAGAGAGCACCCGGGUCAUGUGGACUCCGCCCCUGAGGGAGAGCUUCUCCUAUCCCUUCCUGGUCCUGCAGAUGUUACUCCUCACCCACAUCCUCCGGACACACAACCCCAGCAGAAAGACCAUGUGGGCGCUGGGCAUUUCCAAUUUGUGCUUCAUGCUGCCCUGGCAGUUUGCCCAGUUUGUGCUGCUUACCCAGGUGGCCUCUCUCUUUGCCUCGUACAUCCUGGGAUACAUCAGCCCCACCAAAAUUCAGUCCCUCCUAGUGACACACAUGAUCACACUUGCCGUGUGCUUUGUUCUGAUGUUUGGAAACUCCAUGCUGCUGACAUCAUUCUAUGCAUCCUCGCUGGUCUCCAUUUGGGGAAUAAUUGCCCUGCGGGACAAAUUUGCAGAAGCCUUCAAACCUGGCCUCAUCACAUGGGUCAUGCAGGGCCUGGUAUGGGUUGUCUCCACUGUCAUUCUCAAGUUCAUGCUGUCAGCCAUCUUUGGAGCCUCUGAUGAUGCUCACAUCAGUAGCUUAAUAAAGUCCAAGUUUACCAGCUACAAGGACUUUGACACCAUGAUGUAUACCUGUGCUGCGGAGUUUGACUUCAUGGAAAUUGAGACCCCACUGCGCUACAUCAAGACACUGCUGCUCCCCAUCAACAUGCUGGUGGUUGCUGUCGUAGCAGGACGGACCAUCCAGGAUGUUGUGAGGUUCCUGAGGGAAGGAGAGAAGUAUUCUGUCAAACCUGAAGACGAUGACGAUGAUGAAGAGCCAGAAAUGUUGGCAAAAGGAGAGCUGGUGUACCAUAGCCUACAGUUGAUAGCGUUUGCAGUGCUGGCGAUGCUCAUCAUGCGUCUCAAGCUCUUCCUCACGCCCCACAUGUGCAUCAUGGCCUCCUUGAUCUGCUCCAAACAGUUGUUUGGCUGGAUAGGGGAGAAGUUCAAGCUCCACAUGAUGGUGUUUGGCAUCCUGUCCAUCAUGGCCAUGCAGGGCGCGGCCAACCUGCAGGCCCAGUGGGGCAUCAUGGGAGAAUUCAGCAACCUGCCCCAGGAGCAGCUGCUGGACUGGAUCAAAGACAACACCCGGCCCAACGCUGUGUUUGCUGGAGCCAUGCCCACCAUGGCCAGUGUGAAGCUGUCAGCCGGCCGGCCCAUCGUCAAUCACCCACACUACGAGGAUGCUGGACUGAGGGAGAGGACCAAGCUGGUGUACGCCAUGUACAGCCGCAAGUCUGCCGAGGUGGUGAAGAGGAACCUGAUGCAGAUGGAGGUGGACUACUUUGUCCUGGAGGACUCGUGGUGCACCCGGCGCUCCAGGCCUGGCUGCAGUAUGCCUGAGAUCUGGGAUGUGGAGGACCCUCAGAACGCUGGGAAAGUCCCCCUCUGUACACUCAUGUCCAGGGACUCCAGGCCCCACUUUGCCACUGUCUUUCACAACAACGUUUACAAAGUUCUAAGAGUUCCCAAAGCAGCUAAAGAGCUCAGAUAACAGCAGAGUCGGCCUGUUUUUGGUGCUACCGUCUAGUAUUUCCACCGACCUGGUGCGUGUUUUUAUAUAGUUCCUUUUCCUGUUGGUCUGUCUCCCUUUGGAGUUACCACUGCCACAGCUGCGUUUUACGUCUCCCUGUUUUGAGGCUCUGUUAGAGCAGUGGACUGACGUGAUGGGCUAGAUAAGAGUCCCCACUCGUGUUGUAUAAGCAUUUUAUUUUAUGCGAGCUUAUACUAAAGUUGUUCUUAAUGACUGAAUUAGUUUUAUUUUAGUGUGUAUUAGUACAUUUUGGAUGUCAGGCAUAUUUAGUUUUUGUACUUUUGUGCCCUUUUUUUGCGUAUUAUGAAUUGUCAUUUAUUUAGACGGUGUUAUUUUUUGAUUCACUGGUGUGUGUAAUACUUUUGUUAUUUGCCAAAGCAAAGUGUAGUUAGUAUAACUACUAGUGUUACAGCUGCAAGUGUCAGGUUAAUGUAGCACACCUGAAAAGUCAUUUUUUAAGAGAAGCAGAAUAUGAUAAUCUGCAAAAAUAUUUUUCCCAACAACCCAUUGCAACUUGUAGCAGUGCAUUAUUUUAAGCAUUAGCGUAAUGACCUACCACCAAAUAUCAGUGGUUUAGGACCCUGUAUUGACACACAGAAAACACUUAGGCAUCUUUUGGAGUUGUUAGUCAUGCCAAUUUAGCGUCAUUGCUUUGUACUCCACCACAGGAAGUUACGUCAUGAAUUUGUAGCAUUUUUUGCACCUCAAAAAGUGGCCUUUGCACAUGUCAUGAGAGCAACAUAUUAGAAUUCAAUGUAUUAUCACCCAACAUUUUCAAUUUUUUUGCUUGCGGUUACUUCCCCAUUUAAUUUUAAGGACAUAGCUGUGAAAGACUACACCACUCUGUGGACUCCACUUUACACUCGAUAGCACUGGUGUGCUCUACCCACUUAACCACUGUCCCCUUUUGUUCAUGCAGCUGUGAAAGUCCCUUUGUCACUCUGAGGUCAAGGGUCAAACAGGAGAGUACUCCACUUAACCGGAGUGUCCUUCUCAUUAUCCCCGUCACUCACUCUGCCUUUUACCAGUGUGGCAUUGAAGUUACUUAAAACAACCCCAGUGUAAUCAUUCCAGUGUAAAAGCUACAGUAUUGUUGGGUACAAAUCAUCUCACCAAUACAGGUGAGGCUUUUUAGCAAUAAGCAUAGUUAGUUACUCAUAAAGACUGUUUAAGGUUUAUACAUUUUAUACAACAUUCAUCAAUUGUAAUAGUAUCAAGCGGCGGUUUCAAUUAAAUGCAAGGUGGAAGCUAGAAGUUUAUUUCAAUGUAUUCUACUAUUUCUGUAACCGUUCAUGAAUAGCACAGCAGGUGCUUAUGGUGUUUUAUGCUAAGUUUAUUUUUGGUUAUGUCCCAGAUAUACAGUAAGGUACUGAAGUGAUCUUGAAAGCAAAGUGCCCAUUUUUAGUGGUGGGGCGGUGACCACCCAACCUGAAAUAUCUCAAAUUUGAGUGACAGACCUUGCUUUGUCUAAUGCUUGUCUAUUUAAUCUGUAUUUUGAAAAUAAAAUGUUCAUCAGCGUCUUUUAUUUUUAACAGUGAAACUAAUGAGUUAAAGUUUGUGCUGGUUGAUCAUUUGAGAGAAUUGGAUAUUUCAUUUAUUAAAUGGUUUCUGGAUUCACAGUAAUAAGCCUUUAUUACUAGAAUACACAAUUGAAUACAAAUGUGACUGUUAGAGGUGGCCGUCGCACUAUGAAACCAAAGAAAAACAUUUGAGGUUCCACUGGGUAUGACAAGAAAUAGUGAGUGACUUUCAGAAAUAUCUCGACAUAAGUGUUCAAACCCUUGAGUCAAUAUUUUGUAGAAGCACCUUUGGCAGCGAUUACAACAGUCAGUCUUUCUCGGUAAGUCUUUAAGACCGAGAUCAUCAAUUAUAUUCACCUGCGGGAUGAUUUUUACUUGAGCGGAUGUUCAGGGACAUAAUUACAAAUCAUUUGUGAACUGUAAAUUGACUGCAAGAAGUACAAACAUAUAUUU